AUGAGGGAUCGCUUUAUUCCUCACAAUUACAAACAAAGUCAAUAUGUAAAGUGGAGUACUUUACAACAAAGAGGCGACCCAGUUGAAGAUUACAUAAAGGAGUUUGAUAGACUCGCCAUUGUGUGUGAAGUCACAGAAAAUGAAGAGCUCAAGUUGGGGCGUUUUAUUGCUGGUUUGGAUCAAGAAUUGCAAGAGAAGCUUGAAGGUUACACCAACUUAACCUUUGUGGAAGCUUGUAAACUUGUGGUGAAAUUCGAUGCUAAGAGGAAGAAGAAGAAGUCUACUUUCAUUCCUCAAGUGGCUCGAAAACCUACCUUUCCUACCAAGGAGGGGUCUAGUCUUGUCAAACCUAAUGAUCCACCUAGGAAGGACAAGAAGGACUUCAAACUUAGUGACAUUGUAUGUUACAAGUGUGGAGGAAGAGGGCAUUUCAAGAAAGAUUGUCCAAAUUCAAGGGCCUUAACUAUGCAAGAGGUGAAGCUCAUUGCCAACCAAACUAUAGAUUGGGAAGAGUUUGAAGAUGAAGAAGGGGAGGCCGUGGGUGAAGAUGAAGAGGAGGACCAAUGCUUUCCAAAAGAGGAGGCCAAGCAAAGCCUAGUGGUGAGGAGGGCGUUGCAAGCCCAAGUUGAGGAGCCCAUAGCACCUCAAAGACAACACAUUUUCAUCACCAAGUGCAAGGUUGAAGGCGAGGUAUGUGAUUUGAUUAUUGAUAGUGGGAGUGAGGCAAAUACGGUUUCUAAAACUCUAGUAACCAAACUUGGUCUUACAACUACAAAUCAUCCAAAUCCUUAUAAGUUGAGUUGGUUAGAUUCGAAUUCCAGCACGGGGGUUAGAAAACAAAGCAUGGUUAGUUUUUCCAUUGGUUCUUAUCAUGAUUCUCAAUUAUGUGAUGUUGUGUCUAUGGAUGCUUGUCAUAUUUUACUUGGUAGACCAUGGCAAACUGAUCGAAAAUCUGUCCAUGAUGGUUAUCAUAAUACUUACACUAUAACUCACCAAGGAAAACAAAAAAAAUUACAUCCCUUACCUGAACCAUAUGUGGACCAUGGUUCAAGUCCAAGACAUGACCCUGACUCAAGAGAGGACUCAUUAGCAAAGGAAGAGUCCUUGGUCGAUCCCUCGAGCAAACUACAGAGCCAUCCAAGCACAGCUCCUCAUCAACACAAGGCUUCUACUGAUCUUGCAUUCGAAGCAUCGAGUAGAAUACAGAGGCAUUCGAGCAAGGACUUGCAAAGGCUCCAGAACAUCACUGAUCUUUCGCUCCAGAACAGCACUGAUCCUUCACUCGAGCCCUCGAGCAAACCCCAAGCUCAGUCGAGCAAAGGACAUCAGAAUUAG
This is a messenger RNA of Amaranthus tricolor (Joseph's coat), 1335 nucleotides long. RefSeq lists its product as uncharacterized. The transcript has a single exon. The record is from RefSeq and is a predicted model, not a curated record. Gene Ontology annotation, molecular function: zinc ion binding; nucleic acid binding. NCBI's taxonomy places the organism in Eukaryota, Viridiplantae, Streptophyta, Magnoliopsida, Caryophyllales, Amaranthaceae. Bases 1 to 1335 code for a protein of 444 amino acids.